AUAUUCUCCUUGUGGGUUAUCCGCCAUUCUGGGACGAAGAUCAACAUAGGUUAUAUGCACAGAUCAAAGCUGGGGCUUAUGAUUAUCCCAGUCCUGAAUGGGACACUGUUACUCCCGAAGCCAAGAAUCUCAUAAAUCAGAUGCUCACAGUGAAUCCUGGAAAAAGGAUCACUGCAGCAGAAGCUCUUAAACAUCCUUGGAUAUGCCAAAGAGAACGCGUUGCAUCGGUUGUUCAUAGACAGGAAACUGUCGACUGCCUCAAGAAAUUCAAUGCGAGACGUAAACUCAAGGGUGCUAUACUUACUACUAUGUUAGCUACUCGAAAUUUUUCAAAUGUGAUUUCAGGUCGGAGUAUAGUGGUAAAGAAGGGCGAUGGAUCGCAAGUAAAAGAGUCAACAGACAGUUCGACCACCCUCGAAGAUGAUGACGUCAAAGAACUAAGGAUUCCCUGCCCUGAAAAGCCCUUUUCACAACUAUCCACAAACUCACAGACAGCAGCAAGGCGUCAAGAAAUUAUUAAAAUGACGGAGCAACUUAUAGAAGCAAUUAAUACUGGUGAUUUUGAGGCAUACACAAAAAUAUGUGAUCCACAUCUCACUGCAUUUGAACCAGAAGCCAUGGGUAAUCUAGUUGAGGGUAUGGAUUUCCAUAAAUUUUACUUUGAUAAUGUGCUGGGUAAAAAUUGUAAAGCUGUAAAUACAACAAUUUUAAACCCACACGUUCAUUUGCUGGGAGACGAUGCAGCCUGUAUAGCUUAUGUACGAUUAACUCAGUACAUGGACAAAAUGGGGCAGGCUCAUACACAUCAGUCGGAGGAAAGCCGCGUCUGGCACAAGAAAGACAACAAAUGGCAAAAUGUACAUUUCCACAGGAGCGGAGGCACUGGCGGAGCCGCCUUCGGAUUCAGUUCUCAUAAAUAGGAUCACUAGCAAUAGGAUUAAUAUUUUACAUAUUAUUAUGAUAAUAGUUUGAUUUAUUACGACUUCGAACUAUUGAAGAGACAAAUUGGUCCCUAUCCGUAAAUAAAUAAUGUUUGCGCCAGGCGUCGAAAUCAAGAAACGAAAUUAUUAUUUAUAACGUUCACAUCACGUAUAUACAGGGUGGCUCUUGAUAGAGACAAAUGGAUCAGGCCAUUGAAAUUUAUGGCACAAAAAGGCCACUGUGUUUUUAAUCAUAAACGAGUCAGCUGCUGCAUUUACAAGACAUUUAAAAACAUUUUUUUAUGGGGAUUGAUAUUUGCAUAUUGAUUUUGAGCUUACUUUAGGUCCACCGUUGUUAGAUGCUUAUCCAGAAGGUUUAUGUGCACUUUUUAUUCGAUUUACUGAUAUCUUUUUUAUUUUUUGUUACAAAGUUUGUGAGCACCCUGUAUGUAAUACAUAAAUAUUACUGUUUUUACUCACACUGAAACAUCACACACACACACCACAUACAGACACACACACACAUUACACAUAUUGUUUAUAGUCGUUUCGGUUUUGACGCCGGACGGAAUUUUAUGAUUUUUUUAUUUUUGUACAAAAUUCGAUUUAUUUAUUUUAGAUAGAGUUUAUUUAAGUGUUCUCCAAAUGAUGAUCCGUUGUCAGUUCAUGAUCCAUAUUGAGAAGUCAUCCGGUUGCCAUUUUAUGCUUUUUCAAAACAAUCCAACUAUUACAACACUACAUAAAAUAAAAAUGUAAAUAAAUAAUCAAAAAAUAACAACUAAUAAUGUUCUUCCAAAGAAUUUAAAAAAAAAUUAAGAGGUAAAGGGAAAUUUUAAACCGCAUUAUUUAUCCCUUUACUUUUAAUGGAAAAUCGAUUUAAAAAUAAAAUAAAAUAACUUCACCUACUUAUUACAAUUGAUUUCUAACGACAACAAAAAAAUAACAUGUAUAACAAAUUGUGUAAAAGAUAAUGAAAGCAUAAAUGGCAACAGGUAUACUUCGUUUACUUUCUGUAGCGAUGUGACCUUCUGUUUGACCGGCGCAAA
Messenger RNA from Agrilus planipennis (emerald ash borer), 1966 nucleotides. Its product is annotated as calcium/calmodulin-dependent protein kinase type II alpha chain. NCBI's taxonomy places the organism in Eukaryota, Metazoa, Arthropoda, Insecta, Coleoptera, Buprestidae. Gene Ontology annotation, molecular function: calcium/calmodulin-dependent protein kinase activity; calmodulin binding. The transcript is spliced from 10 exons. Gene Ontology annotation, biological process: protein phosphorylation. The coding region runs from base 141 to 920 and encodes 259 amino acids. The record is from RefSeq and is a predicted model, not a curated record.